AUGGCGGCUGCCAUCAAGGCACCACGUCCACCAUCGGCAUCUGUGGCAGCUGCAACCACUGGCAAGACAACGUCCAGUAGAUGUAUCGGAUACGUUGCUAUGGUUCUGCUUUCGGUCCAGUUUGGUCUCCAGCCCAUUCUGUACAAGGAGUUUGCUCGUCAAGCCACGAACCGCACGGUCUUAGUCGUGGGUUGCGAGGCGUUUAAGCUGCUCUUGGCACUGCUCGUUCUCGUGUCAUCGGGCACCAUCGGCCGCGUUGUGACGACGUGGAGGUUACGAGACAGUCUCGUGAUUUCGGGGUUGCCUGCGUGCACGUACGCCGUGCAGAAUGUACUGAUGCAAGUCGCGUACCAGCACCUGCCAUCUAUUGUCGCGAACUUGAUGAACCAGACCAAACUGCUGUCGGCAGCUCUCUUUCUCUACCUUCUUAUGGGCCAACGCUUCUCCAUGCCGCAAUGCAGUGCAAUGCUGCUGCUACUGAGCGCUGCUGUGCUCCUGUCCCUUGCCCAAGACACCAGCAACAGCAGCAGCAGCAAUAAAAACACUACUCCAGACGUGUCUGCUCUGUCGGCCACGUCGUUGCAACUCGGACUGGUGUCGGUGCUUCUCGCUUCGCUGCUCUCGGGCCUCGGGUCGACGCUCACGCAGCGUGCCAUGCAGCACCACAAACGUGAUGCUGCGCUUGUGACGAUCGAGCUCUCGGUCUACGGCAGUUUGUUUCUAGUAGUGCUGCCGGCUACUUGGUCGAUGCUUGUCAAGAUGCCUGGGACCGACUUAGCGGCAGCUCGUACUACGUGGUGGACUCACAUUGACCCGAUCUUUGAGGGAUGCGACUACUAUACACUCAUUCCAGUGGUGAGCAACGCUCUUGGCGGGUUGCUCGUUGGCACCGUCACGAAACACCUCGGCGGUGUGCUCAAGUCAUUUGCACUGAUUGGCGGUAUCGCCUUUACGGCAUUCGUCGAGAGUUAUGCGUACGAUGCAGUGCUGCCGAAGGAAGUGUUCAUCGCAGCUGGUCUUGUUGCCACGAGCAUGGUCAUCUACUCUCGCUUCCCAUAUGUGGACAAAGCAAAGAAGGCCAAGUUGGAAUAG
Messenger RNA from Hyaloperonospora brassicae, 1092 nucleotides. The record is from the annotation of a GenBank genome assembly. NCBI's taxonomy places the organism in Eukaryota, Oomycota, Peronosporomycetes, Peronosporales, Peronosporaceae.